GAUGAGCGUCUCACGGCGGAUGAGAUGGACGAGCAGCGGCAGCAGAAUAUCGCUUAUCAGUACCUGUGUCACCUGGAGGAGGCGAAGCGCUGGAUGGAGUCCUGUCUCAAUGAGGAGCUGCCGCCCCCUACAGAGCUGGAGGAGAGUCUGCGCAACGGCGUCAUCCUCGCCAAGCUGGGGCACUUCUUUGCGCCGGAGAUCGUGCCGGUGAAAAAAAUCUAUGAUGCCGAUCAGCUGCGUUAUAAGGCAGCGGGUCUUCAUUUUCGGCACACGGAUAACAUCAACCACUGGCGUCGCGCCAUGAGUCACAUUGGUCUGCCGACGCUUUUCCAGCCAGAGACGACGGACAUCUAUGACAAGAAGAACAUGCCCCGCGUGGUGUAUUGUAUUCACGCCCUCAGUUUAUAUCUCUUUAAGCUGGGGCUGGCUCCACAGAUUCAAGAUUUAUAUGGAAAAGUGAAUUUUACAGAGGAAGAGAUCAACCACAUGAAAUGUGAGCUGGACAAGUACGGGCUCCAGAUGCCGGCGUUCAGUAAAAUCGGGGGCAUCCUGGCCAAUGAGCUGUCAGUAGACGAAGCUGCAGUACAUGCUUCCGUCAUUGCCAUCAAUGAAGCUGUGGAGAGAGGAGUGGUGCCGGACACCAUGCUCGCCCUACGUAACCCCAACGCCAUGGUGGUGAACCUCCAGGAGAAGCUGGCAGCGGUGUACCAAGAGAUCCUGCACCAGGCCAAGGCAACCAAGAUGGCAAACGCCCGCAAUAAGGUUCUGCAGAAUCCCUCGGACAGUCAGGAUAUUUACGAUCAUUGUUUGACUCAGGCGGAAAUACAAGGGAACAUCAAUAAAGUGAAUGUCCACGCAGCGUUGGAGUACGUGGAUGAGGCCCUGGAGAGGAAAGAUGUGAACGCUCUCUACACCGUACUACAAGACCCAGCUCUCCUGCUGCGCAGACUGCAAAGGGAGAACGCCGACUGGUACCUGGAGCAGCUGACCAACGACCGGGAGCAGAAAGCCAUUGAGCUGGGAUAUGUGGAUUUGCUGGAGAAAGAGGAAGUUCAAGCUGGAGUGGACGCAGCCAAUCAGAACGCAGUCAGAGAGCAUGCCAUGGAGCAGUCAGUCUACCGUAUUAAUACCGCCAUCCGUAAUGGAAACUCCGCGCUGACCGUCAAAGAGCUGGCCAACCCGGAGGCGCAGCUGCCAGACGUCUAUCCCUCCGCAGCAGACCUGUACCAGCGGGAGCUGUCCGUCCUCCAGGCACAGAGUCCUCGGGGCUCCCUGGUGCAGGAGGAGUUGUUUGUGGCCGUGGAGAUGUUGUCCGCCGUUGCGGUAGUUAACCGCGCUGUAGAGGCCGGGGAUCUGAACGCCUUCUGGGCCACCAUGGUGAGCGCCGCUCUGGGCCUGUCUGAUGUGGAUGAGGAGAACAUUCAGAGGUACUUCAACAAAUUGUGUAAGCGGAAGCGGCGCUCUCAGGGUGGGUGUGGCUUUCUCAGCUGGAACGAUCUGCAGUCAUGCGUCAAUAACGUCAACAACUCCACACAAGAGGAACAAGACAAAAUCCUGGCGGUCGGUCUCAUCAAUGAAGCCCUGGAACAGAAAGAUCCCCAGAAGACAUUCACCGCUCUGCUGCUGCCAGCGGCCGCCCUCACCGAUCUCGCCCUCCCGGUUGCCAACCUUUACCACCAGAUCCUCACCAGUGACCUGCAGCACAAAAAGAAGGUGACCCGGGAUGACUCUGCCGUGCUGUGGUUGGAGGAGAUACAGCAAGGGGUGUCUCAGGCAAACCAGGAAAACACGAGAGCCCGAAAAAUGGCGCUGGGCACGGCGGCCAUAAACCAGGCCAUAAAGGAAGGGAAGGCAUCGCAGACCCUGCGGGUACUACGUAACCCAGAUGCCCUGCUCUGCGGGGUGGUGUCGGGCUGCGCGGAAGGUUAUCAGUCUGAACUGGGGGCGAUCAUGAACGCAAAACGAAAGCGGGGCGAUGCCAACAAUUACUGGGUAAGGCACAAGAUAAAGGAGAGGGGAGACUAUUUCUUCCACCUGCGCUCGUUCGAUGGGACGUGGGAACAACCGCCGGGGUUCAGUCCCAGCACCACACACCUUUCCCGGGAGGAAAUGCAGGCCGUCAUUAACAAAGUGACAGGCGGUUUCAAGCGCGAGAAGCAAUGGGAGGCCAGCGCCGACAUGUUGGUGAGACUGCAAGCCCGUAUGAGAGGCUACCUGAUCCGCAAGAACUUCUCCCAGCGGAGGCAUCUCCUGCAUGUGCAAGUGCCCGCCGCCACCUUAAUCCAGGCACAUUGGCGCGGUUACAGGCAGCGGCAGGCUUACCUACAGAGGCUCCGAUACUUACAUUGGAACGUGGAUGCGGCUGUUAAGAUCCAGUCCUUAGCUCGCAUGUGGUUUGCACGUAAGGAAUAUCGGGAGAGGCUUAGAUAUUUCCGAAGGAAUAUCGCCAGCGUUGUGAAGAUCCAGGCUUUCUUCCGAGCCAGCAAGGCCAGAGGGGACUACAGGAUGCUGGUUCACGCCAAAAACCCCCCGCUCAGCACCCUGCGGAAGUUUGCCCACUUACUGGAGCAGAGCGAGCGGGAUUUUUGGGAGGAGCGGGAGGUGAUGAAGCUGCGGGAGGAGGUGGUAAAGAAAAUCCGAUCAAAUCAACAGCUGGAAAACGACCUCAACACCAUGGAUAUAAAGAUCGGCCUGUUGGUGAAGAACAGGAUCACCCUGCAGGAAGUCGUAUCUCAUAGUAAAAAACUCACCAAGAAAAACAAGGAGCAGCUGUCGGACCUGAUGGCCAUCGAUAGGCAGAAAGGGUUAAAGUCUCUGAGCAAAGAGAAGCGCCUAAAGCUGGAGGCAUACCAGCACCUCUUCUACCUAUUACAGACGAACCCCGAGUACAUGGCCAGGCUGAUCUUCCAGAUGCCUCUGAACAAAUCCACCAAAUUCAUGGAGUCGGUGACCUUCACCCUCUACAACUACGCCUCCAACCGGCGGGAGGCCUACCUGCUCCUCAGGCUCUUCCGCACGGCUCUGCAGGAGGAGAUCACCUCCAAAGUGGACCGGAUCCAGGACAUCAUAACUGGAAACCCUACGGUCAUCCGCCUGCUGGUCAGCUUUUACCGCAGCGCCCGGGGCCAAAACGCCUUGCGCCAGAUCCUGGGGAACGUGGUGAAGGAGGUUUUGCAGGACAAAACCAUCAAUAUUCGCAUCAACCCCGUAGAGAUUUAUAAGAGCUGGGUGAACCAAGUGGAGUCUCAGACUGGAAAGAAAAGUACACUCCCGUACGAUGUCACUCCGGAGCAGGCGCUCACCCACUCGGAGGUUCAGAGGCGGCUGGAUAUCUCUGUCCGGAACCUCACCGCUGUGACUGAAAGGUUCUUUUCCACCAUCUUUGCCAACGUUGACCAGAUACCCUAUGGCAUGCGUUAUGUUGGUAAAGUGCUGAAAAACUCCCUAAGUCAGAAAUUCCCCAAGGCCAGAGAAGAGGACAUCCAUAAGAUUGUGGGUAACUUACUGUACUACCGCUUCAUGAACCCGGCUGUGGUGGCUCCUGAUGCUUUCGACAUAGUGGACAUGCCAGCGGGCGGGACCAUUCAUCCAGAUCAGAGGCGAACGCUGGGCUCCAUCGCCAAGGUGCUCCAGCACGCGGCCGCCAACAAGAUGUUUGAGGAUUCCCACCUGGGACUCCUCAACCAAUAUCUAGCGGAGACGCACUGGAAGUUCAGGAAGUUUAUCCUGACCGCUUGUAAUGUCCCCGAACCAGAGGAGCGAUUCAAUGUGGACGAGUACUCAGAGAUGGUGAACACCAUCAAACCGGUCAUCUACAUAACGGUGGGGGAACUGAUAGACACACACAAGUUGUUGUUAGAGCACCAAGACGCCAUUGCUCCAGACCACAAAGAUCCAAUUCAUGAACUCCUCGAGGACCUGGGAGAACUUCCCACCGUGCAGUCAUUGAUCGGAGUAAGCACCUCCAACCUGCAGGACGUGGCUUCAGAACAAGCUCUGGCCCAGCUCCGGAAGCUGGAGAUGUCUCUUACUCUUACCAACAAGUUUGACCUGCUUGGGACAAACCCAGAAGAAAUGGACACACACAGCUUACUGCUCAGUACCAAGCACAUGUUGGUGGACAUCAUCCAGUCCCAGCCUGGAGAUUCUCUAGCAGACGUCCUGAACUCCUCCGCAUCGGCACAAGAAGAAGCUUCCCACUACCACCUAAUGCACCAACGAGCCCUCAGAGAUGCCAGGACCCCGGAAAAGAUGAAGCGCCACCGAUCACUGCUGGGCGACAGUAAACUCUCAAUAGAGGACAAGAAACGCAAGGUCAUCCGGAACCUACGCAAACUGGAGAGCCUGGGACUGGUCUCCUCUCAGAACAAUUACCAAGAAAUAAUCAACAUGAUUGCCAAGGAUAUCCGAAACCAGAGACGAUAUCGCCAGCACAGGAAGGCGGAACUGGUGAAGCUCCGUCAGACCAUGCAGAGGCUGCACUGCAAGACGUCCUUCCACGAGGAGCAGGUCGACUUCUACAACCAGUACAUCAAGACCUGCCUGGACAACCUCACGGCCAACCAGAAACCCAAAGGGAAAAAUAAGAAGCAAAACUCUCUACACUACACGGCGACCAGACUACACGAGAAGGGCGUCCUACUGGAGAUAGAAGACCUUCCCUUCAGCCAAUUUCGUAACGUCAUCUUUGACAUAACCCCCUGUGAGGAGCCCGGGAAGUUCCAAGUGAAGACCAAGUUCUUGGGUGUCGAUAUGGAGAAAUUCCAGCUAAAUUAUCAGGAUCUCCUCCAGCUGCAGUACGAGGGAGUGGCCGUCAUGAAGAUGUUCGAUAAAGCCAAGGUGAACGUGAACCUGCUCAUCUUCCUGCUUAACAAGAAGUUCUUCUGCAAGACAUGAGCGCCCCCCAAACUCUGCGCCCCCCACUGAGCACUACACCAUUGUAUCCUGCUUCCAGAACCUUAUGUGGCGACUCCGCAGCUCACGUAACCACAGUACCUCCUUAUUCGCUUCCUAAUUCGUAUCGAUGCUGCAGAUUAUUACUGAAACCUGAAUGCUGCUUUAUGUUUCCAUGGAAACGGACUGUAAUAGACCGAUAUCGGACUCCUCGCCCCUCCGAGGCCUAGAACGGAGAAUCUCGUCUCUGAUCCACCGCGCCAGGUAUUUCGCCGCUUUUUUGUGCAAUAUUGAGACGUUUCCUUCGCUGCCGCUCCGAACAACAGUCAUGGAGGCCGGAAUUGAUUAACCCUUCGAAGAACGCCGGUCCUCCAUGACUUAUAGAGUGACCUAGAAGCAUCUUCUGCACUCGCCGUAGGUUAUAGAAGGGUUUUCUGCACUUAUGGGACACACACAACUUUUUUUUGUCUUUUUAUCUGUUUUUAACCCCUAUGCUUGUCUAAGAAUGUGACGUGUUAUCCGGAGAACCAAUGGUUAAUUUUUGAGUAACCUAGAACACUAGACUAAGUCAAGGGGUUCUAUGGAACUACCAAUUUGAUGACCUAGCCUUAAAGGGGUUCUCCGCUUGAAAACUUUAUUUUAUUU
Messenger RNA from Hyla sarda, 5538 nucleotides. It is a transcript of the gene IQGAP3, whose product is annotated as IQ motif containing GTPase activating protein 3. The transcript is spliced from 37 exons. Gene Ontology annotation, molecular function: GTPase activator activity; actin filament binding; calmodulin binding. Gene Ontology annotation, cellular component: cytoplasm. Lineage: Eukaryota; Metazoa; Chordata; Amphibia; Anura; Hylidae. Gene Ontology annotation, biological process: regulation of GTPase activity; regulation of actin cytoskeleton organization. The record is from RefSeq and is a predicted model, not a curated record. Bases 25 to 4896 code for a protein of 1623 amino acids.